Clupea harengus (Atlantic herring) is the source of this 4316-nucleotide messenger RNA. It is a transcript of the gene fam163ba, whose product is annotated as family with sequence similarity 163 member B, genome duplicate a. Lineage: Eukaryota; Metazoa; Chordata; Actinopteri; Clupeiformes; Clupeidae. The record is from RefSeq and is a predicted model, not a curated record.
CUCAGUGUUUGUGUGUGUGUGUGUGUGUGUGAGUGAGUGAGUGAGUGAGGGGAAUAUUCUCCAUGUCCGAUACACAGGAGAUGAAUUAUGUGCGCUGUGUUGACCGUAAACGACCGCUGGUUCCAUCAAACGGUCGGCCGAGAAACAGCUGUGAGAAAUGGGAAAAGGACUUGCAGACCGUUUUAUGCGUUUUGCCUCUGUGGUCCCAGCUGCGAUUUUCAUUCAGCUUACAGGCCUUCAUUACGCACAACUAAAUAGAAAACAAAACUGAACGUGUAUGACAUUUAAAUAAAAUACUACAGAUUCAGAAUAAACUCCACAACUCUUGUCAUUCUGGCACUGGGGGAGUGGCUGAGUGCAUAAGUUCGUCAGCAGACACCACCAUCUACUUUUCCCGUCUGAGAAAUGUUCCACGCUUCAGGUCCGAAUUAGUUUAAUGUGCCAUUCGCCCAUAGUCAGUUCUCGGACUGAUGAGAAAAGAUAAUUUAGCCAGCCAUCAAUGUAAAGUAAUCACUCAUACUCCUGCCGCGCACACUUGGGCAGUUCCGCUGGGCUUUAAUUAAUGCUGGGAGACUAGCUUUUCGUUUUCCCCAGUGAUGUGACCACUACAACCUCUCCGACGAACAUCAUCGCUGCCUGGAAUUGUCGCCCAGUCUUCACACACGCAUCGUAAGCGUGCGGGGGAGAUUUAUAGGGGGCUUUAGCCCGCGAGAUCAGCAGCUGCAAUUACUCCGCGCGAAGAUCCGGGGAACAGCUAGCUGCUCAGACGUACGGUGGCCCUAGGCGUCCGUGACUGUCAACGAGGCAGAUACGCCAGGGAAGGUUGCGAAUUCCUCCCGGUUGUUACGGCUGAGAAGGGCUUGAGCUUGCUCGCAGGAUAAUGGGAAACGGCUUCGUUACGAGGAGCUGUAAUUUCCAAGUUGCAGACCGACAAACGGGUGGGCUUCACUGAGAGUGCACCUGUUUCGUGUGGUUUGGGAGUCUUACGCACACGGGGCUCGUUUUCCUCGCCGAAAACAGACGGAGUGUCUACUAAAUAACAACCUCGCUGUGGAAAAUAAAAGCCUACUUGUGAUAUUUGUAAUAUACGUGAGCGCCCUUUAAUCGUCGCCGCAGCCAUCCUUUUGGAAGUUACAAUAUUUGUAUUCCCUUGCUACUGAUGUUCAGCACACCAAAGGAGGUACGACUGAUGUGAAGUUGAGACAGCUAAUUUCUUUUGAAAGUGGUGGACUAACUUACUAAAGGGAUUACUGCGCCAAUGACUCUUCAGAGAGUUUGACGGGACACGUAAUUUUAAUUAGACACCGCGUGUUAUUCCGGUUGAAAAGCCUACAUGGAAUCAACAACUUGAAAAGGAAAUACGUUUUUUUUUUUUUUCAAAUAUAAUAUUUUUGUCUUCUUCUGGCAUGCUUGGCUACAGUGACAUUAGCUCCGUGUGCUCCUCAUGUUGAAGCCGUUGGGUACACUAAGAGUCGACCAAACUAUCCCCAAACAUCAGCCUGAGGCACUGGGAAACACCUGCCAACUUCACCCGAGCCCUUGGGCUGAGUAUCCUCAAGCCCGUACCUCCUGCCUAUGUGAUCUGCUUCAUUUCUAAGGUUUCUGGAGGGUGUUGAUGGAGAGGAUUUCGAAUGACAGCCGGGACAGUGGUCAUCACAGGAGGAAUUUUAGCAACAGUUAUCUUACUAUGUAUCAUUGCUGUACUGUGCUACUGUAGGCUGCAGUAUUAUUGCUGUAAGAAGGAGGAGUCGGAGUCGGAGGAGGAGGAGCCCGACUUCGCCGUGACGUCCCGCCUCCCGCCCGUGCAUUCCAACCACAACCUGCUGGCGGCAUCUGCAGCCACGGCAACGGCCACCCACGGCAUCGGGGUCGGCGGCGGUGGCGCCAUUGCCACGGCCAAUGGCCCAGUGGCCCUGUUCACGCCCCCCGUGACGCGCAAGCUGACGCGCUCGCACACCUUCUGCCCAUCGUGCACGUCGCGCUACGAGCUGCCCUUCUACCUGCAGCCGCCCGAGGGCCUGCGCAACGGCGGCGAGCGCCUCAGUUACCGUGCAGUGCAGCAGCAGGAACUGCAGCUGCCCGUGGAGAUGCCCGUGCCUAGGUACGCGCACCCACAAGCCUUGCACCCGCAGUCCUUGCACCCGCAGGCCCUGCACCCGCUAGCAUCGGCCAGCAAGCUCAACCUGACAAGAUCCGUCACCAUGCGCGAGAUGUUCACGCGCAGCUGCAGCAUCAGUACCGAUGUCUAGCACUGGACCUAACUGAAUUGGACCGAACCGGAUCGGAACACGACUGAAUAGUUAAACUGGAUUGGGCUGGUGCUGAGGCAGUUGUGGGGUUGGGGGUGUGACUGAAAGGUGCCAUUUUUUUUUUUUUGGAGAACUCUGUCUAUGCAGAGAUGAACCACGUUGCACGAAUCAGACAUCUCUUCCCUUUGUGUCUUCUGCUCUCUGUGGACAUCAUUAGGAGUAUCACUUUGACAGGUUACCUAUCAGCUUCUCCCAGUGUCAGAGGCUUCGGAAGGGUGGGGUUAACUGGGGGGAGGGAGCAAGUAACUUCAGUCAUGUUGCAGUCCGGCCUUCAGAGGAUGAGUUCAAGCUGCUAAAAGGGUGAGGGGAUCAUACAGGAUCUGAACAAACCUUUUUUGGGUUUCUCCUCACCCCUCGUACCACCUUUGAGCCUCUUCACAGGACCUCUAAAGCCUGUGCAUGAGGUACAUCUAUUCAAAUCCCACUCAAUAUGGGAGAUGUUUUGGAAUCGCACACCCACAUAACAAACAGGUUUGCAAAAGAGUUUUUUUUUUUUCAAAGCCAGAAAUAUAUAAAGUUGGAACCAGCUCAUUUGGUGUCAUGGAGAGGAGGUAGGCAGGUGACCCUGUCCUGCUCCCAUGGGGGCCCAGUUAAGCACAGUGGUGAAGCCUGGGAUUGAGGAGUGACCUCACACACUUUGACCAUAUCCUGAAGGAAAAAAGGGUUUUUUUUUGUAACAUUCUUUUGGCUUCUGGGAUGGGUGAAGGCGAAGCAUCUUACAGCUACCAACCUGACAUUUCUAUACACACUCUUGAGAGUUAUACCGUAGCUACUUGGAGCUCUCGGGUCCUUGCAAUAAUAACAUAGGCAAUGAUUAUACAUGAGCAGACAAUGUGUGAUCAAAAGCUUUUUUAAUAUAGGAUUCAUGGAUAUUAAUUUGUGGGCAACUAUUGAGUGUUACAAUUACUAUUCGAGUAUAGACUAAAAAUAACCAGUUGAUAUAUAUUUCUCUCUGAGCUGUUUAGUUUUGUUUUGCUUUGUUUUGUUUUCUAUUUGUUCGCUUAUAUUAUUUACUCUGGAAUUAAUGAAUCUCAGCUGUUUCUCUCUGCUGCAUAAAUCAGCAUCUUGGAAAAAAAACUGAAACUGAAAUAGUUUUCUUAGUGUGGCUUUGAAUUGUCCCUUCCUGCUCUCCAUCCGUUUUUCUCCCCCAAGGCAAAGGGAUGACAUUUAUCUGAAGGGCUUGGAAAACUACAGUAUCUUUCUCCUCUGAACUUCUUUGCCGUCGCUGGGAGGAGAAUUCUUCUCUCUCGGUCUGACUCGAUGGAAAGACGGCCAUCUUGCGAUGUGUUCACCACGCGUUCAUUUACCCCUGGCUUUGGACCUGCACACUUUUGUUCCCCCAGCCGACGUUACCUCAGCACUGAUGAUCGGGAGCUUACUGCGUUGCUGCUCUGCUUCAACUCAACCCCACCGUUUAUUACUGAGAUUGAUUCCCGCCCCACCCCCCGUUCCUUCCUGUUUGCACACAUAGACGGUGAGUUGGGGAGGAUUACCAGGUUCUCCCUGAUCGUGAUUGUGUCAUGUGCCCUGACAAGCUUGCCACCAUCUUCACUCCCAAGCGCUCCACACCUCGACUUCAACAGAACCCAUGCAGUCACACAUGAACAUUUAAAGAAUCAUAUACAUACAUAAUGUACACCCCCCCCCCCACACACACACACACACUCACACACACACAUACAAAUCCAGAUGUUUUCUUUUAACAGGAAUUUUUACAACAUAUUGAGUUUUGUUUAAGUGAAACAACUGUAUGAAAAAAGUAUACAGUGACCAUUGUUGUUAUUCUUAUUGUUCUUAUUAUUGAUAUGAUUCUCAUUAUUAUAAUCUGUGUUCAUCUGAAUCUUUGCUGCAUUGUUUUAUCUCAGUAUGCAAGAUGCUUUCAGCUUUCAACGCUUUCUAUUCUUGUGUUCCUGUUCUGAGGUGAUACAAGCCUUUUACUGUCAUUGGUUUCAAGUGUACCAAUAAUGAACACGGUGUUGUUAAUAAAAAUUAAAAGGCUGAAAAAUC